Molecule: messenger RNA, 4554 nt
Organism: Penicillium griseofulvum
Lineage: Eukaryota; Fungi; Ascomycota; Eurotiomycetes; Eurotiales; Aspergillaceae
Product: GTP-Rho binding exocyst subunit SEC3
Exons: 3
Coding region: 1-4554 (1517 amino acids)
Biological process (GO): Golgi to plasma membrane transport; exocytosis
Cellular component (GO): exocyst; plasma membrane
Molecular function (GO): phosphatidylinositol-4,5-bisphosphate binding
Source: RefSeq, a predicted model, not a curated record
AUGAUGAACGGCAGAGACCGUCCCCGCGGGCCUCCGCCAGGGCCGCUACCAAACCGUGGAGAUUUACAGUCUGAUACGGGCUCUAGCCCAAGCACUAUGACAAGAGGGGCCGCCUUCGAGGACGAGAAGAAGCGGAUCAUUCAUAGCUGUUUCGCAAAAAAGGAUGAAGAUGGCCUGUUACUCGAAUCUUACAUCACCCACGUCCGCAUCACCGAGGAUGCAGCGCACCCCUCGAGCCCUUCCCCGCCAAAAGGACCACCGGAGAACAAGAAACCCCGUAUCAUUAUCAUAGCGGUUCGAAAGUCGGGCAGAGUCCGCAUACACAAAGCUCGAGAGAACAACGAGGGGACUUUCUCUAUCGGCAAAACUUGGAUGCUUGACGAUCUAACCGCAAUCCAAUCAUUUACCGCUCUUGUGCCGAAAACACCAGGAGAACAGCAACAAAAAGAAUGGGCUAGCAAUGUAGGAUUCACGGUCACAAUUGGAAAGCCAUACUACUGGCAUGCCAGAACUUCUAAGGAAAAGGAGUUCUUCAUCGGGAGCCUGGUCAAGAUCUACAGGAAAUACACCAAUGGAAAAGUCCCCAACCUUAUUGGCUUUGAUGACAAUGAGCGACAAAUGCUGGUGAGGCAUGGACAAUCGGGGCAAUCAGCACAGCCAGGACAACCGGGUGGUCCUUCACAUGGUCCACCAAGGGGUCAGCCAUUACAGCCAGGCGGUCCCUCACAUGGCCCACCGCCAAGGGGACAACCAGCACCUCCAGCACAACCAGGCGGUCCUUCAAAUGGUCCACCGACAAGGGGCCCGGGCCAAAUGCCUUCGGCAUCGGAUAGUCAGUUGCCCACCUCGCUACAACCGUCCUAUAGAGGCCGUGAUCCCAGUCGCGAUGCGCCUCGGGAUGUCAAAAGGAAGCCUUCCGAAGACCCCACCCUUCGCACGCAAAAGAGCCGCGAGCAGGUGUCUCGGCCAUCGACCGGUUCUCGGCCAUCUACAGGACAGGGCAGACCGGCACCAUCUCCCUUUGAUCUACAUAAAUCCCCUCCUUCGCUCCUUUCUGGACCACCUCUGGACCAGCAACCCCCGCCACGUGCGCCUGAGCGUAACGCAGCAAACGCAAAACCCCCGAAUUCACUAUUAGAGCCGAGAGGAACAGAUAAUCUAAACGUUGCAGCACAAGCUAGCAGCUAUGCCGAUAUCCCAGAGUCACUCCGCCCAUCUUCGGCUCGCAGCCAGGAUCGUGGUGCCAAAUUCUCAGCUCCUGCUGCACAGCCAGUGCAGAGCAAGUCGCCGGAAUCCACGCGCAGCCAGGACCGUGGUCCUCAACCCCCACCUCUUGCCACUCAGUCAAUCCCCAGCAAGGCACCGGAGUUCAUGCGCAGCAAUGAGGCACUUCGUCCUACCACUUCUGGUUCAUUUAAUAACGAGAGUGAAGACACACCUCCACGCCCCACGCCUAGCUUUGGGCCAAAGUCGCCCCAGCGUGGUAGCGGCGAGAAGGCAUUCACUUUUAAUCAGCCCUCCCCGCCUCAAGAGAGAACUGCAUCAGAUGGCUUGGUAUCCGAGACUUCCGCACAGCCCCGGGAACCAUCUUCGUCACCGGCAAUUGAGGGACUAGCUGCAGAGCCUGCUGCUAUGAUUGCUGCAAAUCUGCCCUCGGUAGAGCCUAUUCAUCCUUCCAAUGAAAAGCCCAAGACCCCUGUCGAAACCACUCCUGCUGUGGACUUGCCAUCUCAGGCUUCUCCAGAGCAGGAAGAAGAACGCCCGGGACUCGGCCCUAUGGUCAAGAAAAAGGAAGGCAAAGAUAUUGCAGGAGCCUGGAGAAAGGCUGCAAAUGCUUAUAGUUCUUUCAAGCCCAGGGCUGGUGGUGCUGGUGAGCGACUGCUGGCAGCCGCGAAGAAGUCACAGGUCGAUGCUGCGGGCCCUGAUGGCAUCACCAGCGUGGUUCCGGCACCGUCCCUUACUCGGUCGGCAACGGAUCCCCCACAGAGUCCAGUGGCAACAACGUCAGAACAAGAUCUACAAAUUCCCGCCCCCGCUGCAGGCUCAGAGACACCUACUGUCGAGAUCACAAAGCCAGCUCCUGAGGAGACCGCGGCGGCCAAUGUCCAGACUCCCGAGGUAUCUCGGGAUAACCUCUCUGAUGUUGUUGUAAAAGUUGAAGAUCGUUCAAGAUCGCCAUCCCCGGCAGCCCAGGGACGUCGUCGCAGGCGUCGUGAAGACCACACUAUGAAAUAUUGUCAAGCCCUUGGAAUUGAUCCCAGCAUUCUCGACGGACGUGGUAUUGACUUUGAUGACAUUCUCACUGAUCUAGGAUGGAAUGGGCGAUUGGCCGAUGAACAGAAGAUUGAAGAUUUAGAAGCAGAUGUUCGCCGUGAAAUUGGCCGUGUCGAGGCCACCAGCUGGCUUGGCAACCUUGAGCAACAGGAAGGAAAAGUGGAACAACUUGCAAGCUUGAUCGACAGAACUAUUGAAGAGUGUGAUGAGCUGGAUGGUCUAUUGACUCUUUACUCUCAUGAACUUAACACUCUUCACGAAGAUGUCGCCUAUAUUGAAGCUCAAGGUCAAGGUCUACAGGUACAGGCAGCAAACCAGAAGCUGCUGCAAAAUGAGCUGCAAACGCUUUUGAAGACACUUUCAAUAUCUCCGUCUGAACUAGGACCUCUCAAAGAGGCUUCUUUGAGCAACCCAGAUGGGCUGAAGGAUACUGAAGGCGCCCUGGCGACGUUGUACAAGGCCAUGGUCACGAUUGACUCUGACAUUGGACAAAACAAGAAGCGUCAAGUGGAUGCCAGCGUCGGUGUGUAUGCUGAUACAGAAAUUGGCCAAAUGCGUGCGAUCAAACAAAAGAAGGAAGAGUAUCGCUCUACUGCAAACUUGUUCCUCAGCCGACUACAGCAGUUCAUGGCCCUUGCCUUCAAAAUGGCAGAACAACAACGUGUUGAUUUCGCCAAUGGUGCCAAGGAUUCGAUGAAAUUGGACAGUGCCGCACGAGGGCACUUCCGUCAAGAGGUCUGGCGGUAUAAUGCCUUGAUGCUAUUUGCUAAGGAGGUCAGCAUGGCAGAGUGGCAUAGCCUUGUCGGUCUCUAUGAGCAGCAAUCCAAACCUUCGUACCAGAGUGACUUCCGCGACAAUAAUCUGGCUUGGAAGAAAACCGCGCGCAAACCGACGGGAGAUGAGCAGGAACUCCUUUUCACACAUCAAGAGAAAGAGAAAGAGGCUGAGGGCCUGACCAUGGCUGCAAGAAAACUGACGGUGCGGCGAGGCAAAACGGUGCGGGCUGCCGCAGGGCUUCGACUGGCUUCGGGUGGUGGGAAGAAGGAAGGAAGGGCUGAGCCGUCUGAGGUAUUUGCUGGGACUUUGCGGGAGACACUGAACAUGAUGGCUCAGGAGCAGAACUUCAUUAUCCAAUUCUUCCAUCUCGAUUCUCUUGCCAGCGCCGAUUUUUCCGAUUUGGUGGCUGCGACCAUUCCGGAAAACCGCUCUUGUCCCGAUUUCUCUGCCAACCAGCCGCAUGACCCUGAUCGAGGAACGGCAAAGAGAGUCGAGCACAUCAUGGAUGAGGUUUAUUCAUUCUGGCCGAAUGACAUGCAAAGCAUGGUGGAUUGGGCGAUGCAGGCCGAUCCCCUUCAAGGAAUCGGUAUUCUCUAUGCCUUGGAGAUUGCCAUGAAUGACUUUGAUGACACGAAUCAAGAGUUUAUUCUUCAUGCACUCCAAAAAAUCCAUUCGCGCCUGAUGGGGCUCUUCAACCGAUUUGUCGAUGAGCAAAUUCGAGGCAUUGAGGACACCAAAGUUAAGGUGAACAAACGGAAGGGAGUGAUUUCCUUCAUGCGAGUGUUCCCCAACUUCUCCAAUGCGGUGGAAAGCAUGCUGUCCUCCCCGUCCAAUGCCUUCUGUGAUAUUCGCGUUAGCGUCAAUGACGCGUACGACCGCAUCAACCGUGCGAUGUGGGAGUCACUCAAAUUCAUUGCCAAGGAAGCUCCCGGCCAACCUCCGGGUGGCACUGCGGGUGCGGGAGAUCCGGAAGAUAAGGAGAUUCUGAACUACCACAUCCUCCUCAUUGAGAAUAUGAACCACUACAUCGAGGAAGUGGAUGUGCAUAACAUCCCCGCGCUUGAACGGUGGACUCAUCGGGCCCACCAAGACUUCCAGGAGCACAUGAAGCUCUACCUCGAUGCGGUCAUUCACCGUCCACUAGGCAAAUUAAUUGAUUUCGUGCAAUCAAUUGACAGUCUGCUCGCUGCAGGCGGUAACCCGACCGAUAUCGCAGCCCGUGCCAGCCACUCCCGUAUGGUGGCAAAGAAGAUUCUCGCCUCGUAUGAUAAUAAGGAAAUUCGUCGUGGCAUCGAAAUGCUCAAGAAGCGUGUUGAGAAGCACUUCGGUGACGCCGAUGAUCCUGGCCUUAGCCGCAGCCUUGUUGUCAAAGUGCUCCGGGAGUGUGAGAACCGUUAUGAGAAUACGUACGAUCGUACCCGGCAGAUUAUUGAAGAUGUCUACGAGGGUCAAUUGGAUAUGGACUGGCGCAAGGAAGAGACCCUUAGCAUGUUCCGGAAAUGA